This is a messenger RNA of Pleuronectes platessa (European plaice), 651 nucleotides long. Its product is annotated as gamma-glutamyl hydrolase-like. The transcript is spliced from 6 exons. The coding region runs from base 1 to 651 and encodes 216 amino acids. Gene Ontology annotation, cellular component: vacuole. Gene Ontology annotation, biological process: tetrahydrofolylpolyglutamate metabolic process. Lineage: Eukaryota; Metazoa; Chordata; Actinopteri; Pleuronectiformes; Pleuronectidae. The record is from RefSeq and is a predicted model, not a curated record. Gene Ontology annotation, molecular function: gamma-glutamyl-peptidase activity.
AUGGCUUUGAGGUGGAACAGCAAGAGGCGCUCAAAUGCUUUCAUCACCACAGAGGCCAACGAUGCCUCGGACUACUUCCCCGUCUGGGGAACUUGUCUGGGCUUCGAGCAGCUGACUGUCUUAACAGCGAAGAAGCACCUGCUCACGCUCACUGACACCCACGCUGUGGCUCUGCCGCUCAACUUCACACGAAGAGCCCGUUCCAGCCGUCUGUUUCGGAGUUUCCCCAAAGAUGUGCUGAGGUCUCUGACCGAGGAAAACAUCACGGCCAACUUCCACAAGUGGAGUCUGUCCACCAAGAACUUCAGCGCGAAUCCCACGCUGAAGAAGUUUUACAAGGUCCUGUCGACGAACCACGAUGGGAAACAAGAAUUCAUCUCAACCAUGGAAGCCUACCGGUAUCCAAUUUAUGGAGUUCUGUGGCAUCCGGAGAAAAACCCCUUUGAGUGGGUGGACAAACCGGGGAUGAUUCACUCCACCGCUGCAACAAGAGUCGCCUUCUACUCUAACAGCUUCUUCGUCUCUGAAGCCAUGAAGAACAACCACAGUUUCCCGAGUCGGGAGGAGGAGGAGAGAGCGCUCAUCUACAACUUCUGUCCUGUCUUCAAAGGCAUGGACUCCGUCUUCGUUCAGAGCUACUACUUUGAUUGA